CAUUGUGGGUGUUCUUUUGUGACAGUCAACCAAGUAUUGCCAAUAUUUUUGUAUAAUAAUGGUAUUUUAAUAGUAUUUAAUUUUACACGUGAUUCUAAAAGGAAAUAAUUUCCAAAAUGUCCGGAAAAGAAGUGAAAGAAUGGUUCGUGGAUACAGUUUUUGGAAAAUUGGCAGUGGUAUCCUGGGGAGACCCCAACCAUCCUCCGGUGCUGAUGGUCCACGGGUACAUGGACACCGCAGCCACAUUCAUUCCUCUGAUGGAAGAACUGCCUGACAGUUAUUAUUACGUCGCCUUUGAUGUUCCAGGGCAUGGCAAGUCGUGUCACCUUCCCAUGGGCCCAUCACCGACUCAGACUAUUACCAUAGAAUCUGUGAGAGCCGUGGUCAAUUAUAUGGCAUGGGACUCCUUCCUGUUUAUGGGGCAUUCCAUAGGAGGCAUGGCUGGUGUAACAUGGGGCAGUCCAUCCCAGCCUCCGGUACUAGUGGUGCACGGCAAACUGGACGUGUGUACCGGUUUCCGACCGCUCGUCAAGCUGCUCCCGCCGUCUUUCUAUUAUGUCGCCGUGGAUUUACCAGGCAACGGCCGCUCCGACCACCUGCCCCGAGGGGUGAGGUACACAGUGUUCGACCUGGUGCCCACUGUUGAAGUUGUUAAGAAGAAGUUCGGCUGGGAUAAGUUUAUUUACAUGGGGCAUUCGCUGGGCGCUCUUAUUGGCAAAAUCUACAACAUAGUGCAUCCCAACGUGAUCACUCGCGUGGUGGAGUUAGACCCAGUGCCCGCGCACCACUCGUGGGACACCACCAGAGAAGCUAUGCGAGCCUGGUACCACACCUUCUAUGGGUCCUAUGAGGAGACCAAGUAUAAGAAAAUCCAUGGUCUUCCGGAGACUGCGCCUAAAUAUACUUACGAAAAGGCCCAAGAGCUGAUGAUGAAAUCGCGGAAAAUGACGAAGGAAGCUUCGGAGCAAGUCCUGGAGAGAUGUUUGGAGCCGGUCGGAGAUGGACUGUACAGAUUCACAUACGACCAACGCAUGAAAGAGGUGGCCGUCCUCCCUUUCUCUGGAGAACUCCUGAAGAAGAUUUACACCACCACCACCACCCCUACCUUGGCCAUCCUCGCCCAAGCAGAAAUUGACUUGAAGGCCUACGAAAAUUGCGAGUUUACUUGGGAUCUUGGCUCUUGGCCGAACAAAAAUUACAGCUUCAAGAUUGUAGAUGGACAUCAUGAUGUCCAUGUUUAUAACCCCCAGUGCUUAGCUGAUGAUGUAGCCAGAUUCUUGUUGGAACAUUUGAAGGCAAAAUUGUAAUCGUAAUCAAGAAAAUAAAUAAGAAAGAUUAGAUCGCUUUAAAAAAUCCAUACAUUUUGGCACAAGCCUUGCGAAACAGAAUCGCUAGAUGGCGUUACUAGGCUCGGAAAAAAUAAAAUUACUUAUGCCCAAAUAAAAAAACGGUACUCGCGCGCAGUAAAAUAUUUAACUUUAUGCUCUGAGUGAUUGAGUCUGAUGAUGUCGAAUUAGCGGUGCACGGUAAAACCAAAACUGGUUUUUGUGAUAUCGUCAAUGGUCUUUAUUAAUAUUUGGAAAUACUAUGUAACUUGUUUUCAA
Molecule: messenger RNA, 1604 nt
Organism: Ostrinia furnacalis (Asian corn borer)
Lineage: Eukaryota; Metazoa; Arthropoda; Insecta; Lepidoptera; Crambidae
Product: serine hydrolase-like protein
Exons: 8
Coding region: 117-1307 (396 amino acids)
Cellular component (GO): membrane
Source: RefSeq, a predicted model, not a curated record